This is a messenger RNA of Clunio marinus, 615 nucleotides long. Lineage: Eukaryota; Metazoa; Arthropoda; Insecta; Diptera; Chironomidae. The record is from the annotation of a GenBank genome assembly.
AUGAAGUUCUUGAAAUAUUUAUUCCUUUUUUGUUGCUUCAAGUUAGUUUUAUCUGGCGGACAAGACGAAUGUGGACCAUAUUUAGAACUCAUUGACUUAUAUGUUGAAGCUGAGGAAGUUUUAACGAAAUUUAUUGAUGUAGCGAUUUUCUUUGUCAAUUACGUCAGUGAAACGACAGAUUCCGAGGCGCAAAUUUUAGAAACUGAUGAUAUUAAAACGCAAGAAUUUCGAGAAUUAUUAAAUAAUGCCAACCUGCUUGCCAAUCUGGAUAGUUUUGCAAACUUUGAAAUUAGGAAUUAUAUUGGGAUGUUGCCUUCUGAAGAACAAUCCUCCGGAAACUUAUUUCGAAUUGCCUUGUUGGAAAUAAUAACUGAGAACGGGGAAUCUAAUUUCAGAAAUAUUUCAAAUGCAGUUUUUGAGGAAAUGAUUAGAGUCUUUUCUUCUGAAGAAUUUGACGCUCUUUUAGCCACAAUUGAAAACCAAACACCAGUGGAAUUCCCGUUGUCGUGUAUUCAAACACCUUUCUUUAACUUUGUUCAAAUUUUACUCGAAAAGAACGUUGAAUAUACGAAUGUUUUUAAUGAAAAACUUAAUUCACUGAAUCAAGAUCCUUAA